Bombus impatiens (common eastern bumble bee) is the source of this 1625-nucleotide messenger RNA. RefSeq names its product growth/differentiation factor 2-like. Gene Ontology annotation, biological process: SMAD protein signal transduction; BMP signaling pathway. Gene Ontology annotation, cellular component: extracellular region. NCBI's taxonomy places the organism in Eukaryota, Metazoa, Arthropoda, Insecta, Hymenoptera, Apidae. Gene Ontology annotation, molecular function: growth factor activity; cytokine activity. The coding region runs from base 179 to 1195 and encodes 338 amino acids. The record is from RefSeq and is a predicted model, not a curated record. The transcript has a single exon.
CCUUCCCAUUGGCAGUUAUUUAAAAGCCGUCCUUCAACCUCACCCACCGGCCAAGGAUUCGUUGGCAGUUGGAUGCCAAAUCCGAUCGACUUCGGUUCGAAAUCAUCCGAUUUUUCACUCUUUCGCGUCGAUUUAAAAUCCCUGAAACCCAUCACCAAACCCUCCAGUGCUCUUCGUCAUGAACCCUUCUCAAUAUAUCUUCUUACUCUUCGUUGGAACUUUCUGUGUCUAUGGAUUGUGGAAAACCAGUUCUCUUUCCUGGCGAACCUCCACGGUACACGCGAAAGCGUCGAUUCAGUUCGACCUCUCCAUUCCAUCGUCUUCUCCAUCCGUUUUCCGUCGAUUCUCUAACAAAACAAACAGAAAAACCAUCGGCAAAAGUCAUAAAAAGUAUCGUGGAGUCGUAUCCAAAUACAUGCUAGAGCUGUACCACCGCAGAUCAGACGUGGACAUAGUUCGAGCGUUAGAACCGAUCCAUGUGUCAGGUCCGACCAACGAAGGAGCCAGGAUUCUGGUAUUCUCGAUACCUCCGAUCGAUCCAGACGAAGCUCUAGAGGUAGCAGAAUUGCUCGGCGUUGUUGGAUCCAUUCUCAGAGUGCGUUUAGAUCAUACGGACGCUUUUGGAAGCUGCAAAUCGAGGAGGGACGAUAGUUGGAGGGCUUUCAAUGUUACUUCUGCAGUGGCUGCAAGGAGUGGUAGUGCCGUCAGAUUCCGAGUAUACGGUAGAGUCGGUUAUCAUCCUUGCGGAGACGGCCCAAUCUUGUUAUUGAGCUACGCCAAAGUGAGGAAGAGGCGCUUAAGGCGUUCCAUUCAAGAAGAAGAGACGGACGAAGACGACGGUCCCCGAAGAAGACGUAAGAAUUCCUGCAGACGACGAUCUCUUUACGUAGACUUUGCACUGAUCGCGUACGACGAAUGGGUCGUUGCUCCACCCGGGUACGAAGCCUAUCAGUGCUCUGGGAAGUGCUUUUACCCGUUCGGCGAUCAUCUUAGCCCCACGAAGCAUGCGAUCGUGCAGACGUUGGUACACGGUGCUCUCCAGGCUAUCGAGGGCGGCAGCAAACCUGUUGGCAGAGCUUGCUGCGUACCGACGAGACUAGCGCCUACCAGUCUGCUUUAUCUGGAUGCCAGUGGAACUUUAACUUAUCAGUACGGCUACGAAGACAUGGUUGUUGCCGAGUGUGGCUGUCGUUAAAGUGUUCAAAAUAUAGGUUUAAAAUUAGGCAAUUGAGUAAGGAGAAAAUGAAUUUUUAUGAAAAUUAAGAUAGGUUCUUAAAGAUCGAAAGAAAAGACAUUUUUUAAUCCUUAUAUUUCAAUCAAUUUAUUCCAACGAUUUACUUUGCGUUUCUUUAUGCAAGAUCAGCUUUUAUACCUCUUAUCUCAUAUUCCGACAAAUAAAUUAAAAUUUCUCCAUUUAAUUUAGAAAAUGUAUAAACUUUCCGAUUUCCAUUUCUCUUCAAUACAUUCUAUAAAUUCCAGAUCUGCCUUCUUCCAGCUCUUCCUAUAUAUAUCAUAAAAUAUAAUAUCUUUCAACAUAUAAUAUUCUCUGAACUAGCAAUAUCUGAAUAAAAAUAUUCCUUGUAUAAAACAUGCAUUACAUUAAGUUUCAUAAAUUAUAAAUUCAU